Molecule: messenger RNA, 606 nt
Organism: Nannochloropsis gaditana CCMP526
Exons: 1
Coding region: 1-606 (201 amino acids)
Molecular function (GO): intramolecular lyase activity
Source: RefSeq, a predicted model, not a curated record
AUGAUUGAGCCGGCUACCAAGAUCAAGUUUGAGGAAACCAUUUCUUUGCCAGGAAGCGUUGCCGGCCUUAGUCUUGCCGGUGUGGGUGUGCGUGUGAAAAAGUUGGUCGGACCUUUAGCUGUCAAGGUCUACGGCGUGGGUUUGUACGUUGACAAGGGCGUGGCGGUGAGAAAAUUGAGCAAAUUUAAGGGCCACAAAGCAGGAUCCAAGGCACUAUUCGAUGCCCUGGAAACUGGAAAUUUCGAUAAAAUUGUGCUCUUGAAGAUGGCGCGAAAGGUGGGUGCGGCGACCCUGGUCAAUGCCUUGGCAGAAAGCGUGAAGCCUCGCCUCGGAAAGGGCUCGGAAGCGGCGCUUCUGCAAUUCCAAGAUGUGCUUUUGGCAGGCCUCAAGGGCGGCGAGGCCGAGACCGGCAAGCAGUUCGGCUUUGGUAUUCAGGGGGGCAGUAAAUUGAUCGUGACAAUUAACGGAAAGAAACAGGGUGAGAUAGCCAGCGGUCCUUUAGCUCAGGCACUGCUUAAAACUUACCUCGACAACAAUGCCGUCUCUAAAGAUAUGAAGGAGUCGGUGGCCCAAGGGCUACUGACGUGGAUCAAUCUCGUGAAGUAA